Orcinus orca (killer whale) is the source of this 3403-nucleotide messenger RNA. RefSeq names its product NIMA related kinase 11 (gene NEK11). NCBI's taxonomy places the organism in Eukaryota, Metazoa, Chordata, Mammalia, Artiodactyla, Delphinidae. The record is from RefSeq and is a predicted model, not a curated record. Gene Ontology annotation, biological process: protein phosphorylation. Gene Ontology annotation, molecular function: ATP binding; protein kinase activity.
CCGUGACCCGCUAAGGGCCACCUCCCCGACUUCCCGGCGUGCCCCGCGCCGUCUCCCUGGCAACGGCGCCCAGCGGCCGCGCUCGACUUCCCGGCACGCCCCGCGCCGUCUCCCUGGCAACCUAGGUCCCGAGUUUCGCUGGCCCCGCUACAUGAAUGUGAGGCGCCUCUUCCGGCGUCCGGGUUACUGGCUGGCCCUUGGGCGCGCGCGGUGCUACCACCCUUCGGCCUUCACCCGAAAAGGCAUUGACCGACACUACUCGGAUGCAUUUGACCAUCUCCUAGGAGACUUGCAUGUUGAGUUUCGAUAAGCAAACAAACAGUUUUCUCUUGUUUGGAUCAAUGCUGAAAUUCCGAGAGGCUGCUAAGUGUGUGAGUGGAUCAAUAGCUGUUUCCACAUGUCCAAAGCCCUUGAUCGCAAGAAGAUACACGCUUCAACAGAAACUUGGCAGUGGAACUUUUGGAACCGUCUAUCUAGUGUCAGACAAGAAAGCCAAACAAGGAGAGGAAUUAAAGGUCCUGAAGGAAAUCUCUACUGGAGAACUCAAUCCAGAUGAGACUCUGCAGGCCACUUUGGAGGCCCAGCUCCUUUCCAAGCUGGACCAUCUAGCCAUCGUCAAGUUCCAUGCAAGCUUUGUGGAGUAAGAUGAUUUCUGCAUUUCAGAGUACUGUGAGAGCAAGCUGUUGGACAGCUUCAACUUCCUGGGGAGUGAACCUUCUUGGGGAGUGAGCACUGGCAUCAUUAUUUUCACUCAGCAGAAGCUGAGGUCUCUGGCGUGCAUUUUGUAUGAGAUGUGCUGUAUGAAUCAUGCAUUCUCUGGCUCCAAUUUCUUAUCCAUCGUUUUAAAAAUUGUUGAAGGCGACAUUCCUUCUCUCCCUGAGAGAUACCCAAGACAGCUGAAUGCCAUCAUGGAAAGCAUGUUGAAUAAGAGUCCUUCAUUGAGACCAUUUGCUAUAGAAAUUUAAAAAAUUCCUUACAUUGCUGAACAACUACAGCACCUGAUGUGCCAAUAUUCGGAAAUGACCCUGGAAGACAAGAAUUUGAAUCGUCAGAAGGAGGCAGCUUAUAUAAUUAAUGCUGCAGAAAAAAUCCACCUGCAGACCCUGCGGGCGCUGUCUGAGGUACAGAAAAUGACACCAGAGAGGAUGCGGCUGAGGAAGGUCCAGGCAGCUGAUGAGGAGGCCAGGAAGCUAAAAAAGCUUUUGGAAGAAAAAUACGAAGAAAACAACAAACAAAUGCAAGAACUGAGAUCUCGGAACUUGCAGCAGCUGACUGUGGAUGUGCUCCACGAAAAAGAGCAUUUAAUGGGAAUUGAAGAAAAGGAGGGGCAACCUGAGGGAAGGCUUUCUUGUUACCCCUGGAGGAGGUUGGAGAGAGGAGGCCAGGCAGAGAGGAGACCAGAUGCUUCUCAUGAAUUGUUCAUUACCUUCUGCAAGGAAUUUGAUGACUCAGCUUCAGAGAACCUGCCUGAAUCUCAGCCCGUUCCUUCCCUGGACCUUGGCACACUUGGGUCAAGUGUAGAGGACACCGUAGCUGACCUUGGAGAUCAUGGUAUAAGUUUGCAUUAGCCUGCAGAAGGCUGCUCUUGGAUGACAUGUGCGUUGGUGAGGCUGACCCUCCAGUGAGCCUGGCCAGCCUCUGGGAGAAGCCUUGGGUGUAUGUGGCCACCUUCCAUCAGUUUGCCAGAGCUGGGCUGUGGUGGUGAAAAGCAGAGAAGCUGAGGGCUUUGUCCAUCCUCUCUUGUCUUCUUUGUCAUAGCGAAGAUGAGCUGGAAACUCGUACUGGAUGAGGGACCUCCGCUUCUACAUGAGUUAAACAGCAUCACUACUAACAUGUGUAAGACUGUGAAUGCUCUGAAGUAAGUUGUUUCCCUGGCCCUCAUGAACCAGAAAAAAAGUGCUCAGAGCUGUCAGCCAAACUGGGGAGAUAUGUCAUAGCCUAAUGGUAUCAAACAUGAGUUUUAGAGUAAAAAAGCUGGCCCUAUCAGGGAAGACCCUGGCAACAAUCUGUCUAGGUCUCAGUUUCCUUUACCAUGAAACAAGAAUAAAGCAAAUUAGCUAAGGCCUGUGAUGUGCUCUCAGCUCCAUGCCCAGCACAUGGUAAAAACCAAAGAGAGGGAAGCAGUUCAUGACUCUGAGGGGCAGGGCUGGGAACGUGAGACCUUGAAGUCCUGUAGGGCCGCUGACAAGUGUCAGGAACAUCAUAGGCACUCAGUGAACAUUCUUUGAGUGAAUGAAUGUGUGGAUGAAUGACAUGUUGUCUCGACCUCUGAGAAGCAGAUGCCAAGACGGGACUAGAAGUGCAAGGAUAUUAUUAGGGGAAAUGUCUGCAUAAAAGGAGUUAGGAAAGGAGCUAGGAAAGGCUGAGAGAACUGUCAGACCGCAAUUCGAGUCUCAUUCCAAGUGAAGAGAGAAGUUCGCUGGAUGAGCCCUAGUCUGUGAGGCAGUCAGAGGCAGCCAGGACGUCAGGAAGUGGUUCAGGAGACUCAGCUGUUGGAGGCUGCAUGUCCCUGCUGCCGUGGGCCUGGGGUGGGGAUGGCGGAGGGGUGUGGUAGCCUCACUCUCCUUGUGGGUGAAUGUCUUGAGGUGCAUCCUCGUGGCUGGAACUCUCUGGCAGCAGCUGAGUUCUCUUUCCAAAGAAUGGAGGUAGUGAAACUUGGAUUUGGCUGGUCAUCUCAGCCCAAAUUUGCUUUCGAUGUCUUCCUGAUGGAGCUGUUAGAGCUCGUGCUGCCUUCUUCAGUUGUGAGGAGACUAGGACCUGAUGCUCUUCAGGUUGCCAUUUGCCAACUUUUGAAAUGGUGUUUUGGAAGCCAUCUGGUAACGGGUGUUACUGGCAGACAAAUAUGUGUAUUAGAUGGAUUUGCAUUUAGAUUCUUUUCAGGUAUUUCUUUUAUUUAUUUAUUUAUUUGUCUGCAUUGGGUCUUAGUUGCAGCACAUAGGAUCUUAGUUGUGGCAUGCAGAAUCUUUUCGUUGAGGCACGCGGGCUCUUCAUUGCAGGGCGCAGGCUUCUCUCUAGUUGUGGUGCUUGGGCCCUAGAACACACAGGCUCAGUAGUUGUGGUACGUGGGCCCAGUUUCCCCAUGGCAUGUGGGAUCCUAGUUCCCUCACCAGGGAUGGAACCUGCAUCCCCUGCAUUGGAAGGUGGACUCCCAACCACUGGACCACCAGGGAAGUCCCCAGGUAUUUCUUUAAUACAUUAUUUGUUAUUUUCCAAAGGUAAAAUUUGGAAAUGUAGAACCGUCCCCUGGGCCUUUCUUUCCAAGGCUAUAAAACCAAGGGCUAGGCAGGCCUUUGAGUAGCACCGAUAUGGACAGCCUGUGCACUGCUGGAGGGCCAUCGCCAUCUAGAAAGAGGAAGCCCCAGGACAGGGCAUUUAGUGGGUGGCCUAGGAUCAAGAGGCCUGG